AUGAGUCGCAAACAGGAACGUGCCCACACCGUUCCAGCUCCAACAUUACCAGCGGACCCCAAAGUCAUCGUGGACCGAAAGGCGCUCACAGCCGACGCUGUUGCUGUGUCGGAAGGAGAGCCGCCGGAAGAGACUUCGUUCGGGGAUAGAGCCGCGAAAGCGUGCCAGUCUGCGUUGCUUGGCAUCCCGUCGUUCCUGCUGGGACUCUUUCCCUGCAUAGCAUGGAUCAGGAGCUACAACCUUCGCAUGUUCCUUGUGCCCGACGUCCUGGCGGGGCUUUCAGUCGCUGUUCUUCACGUGCCACAAGGUCUAGUGUCAGCCAUUAUAGCCGGAGUAGAUCCAGUUCUGGGCCUGUACAGUUCACUCUAUCCCGCAGUGAUCUACGUUAUUAUGGGCAGUUCACCUUAUGUAUCUCUAGGCAUGUUUCCUGUAACAGCACUCAUGACAGGAGUGGUGGUCCAAAAAUACGGCAUUGUCUCGCAGAACGCGACGGCCCCUGAAGGUGGUGGAGCCCAGGUGUACACUGAGCAAUCUGGAACUGACGUUGCCAUUACGCUCACAGUCAUGACUGGCAUUAUUCAGGUUGCCUUGUGGCUGUUUCGGUUGGACCGGCUGGCCGCCAUUAUAUCUCCCGUAAUGGCCGAGGGAUUUCUGACAGGCUGCGCAGUCAUGGUCAUUGUCAGCCAGCUGCCGUCAGUUUUCGGAAGCGGCGUCCAGUCUAGCAAGGGCCUUUUUGGUACACCACUGACAGUCUACCACGUGGCAAAGAGUAUUCCAUACAGCAGCCUCGCCACGGCACUGCUCUCUCUGGCCGCGUUGUUGGUGCUCGUCGUCUCCAAGGGAGUCAUCGCUCGCCAGAUGAGACGCUUCACAGCGGUUCCCUUGCCGUCGGACUUAAUUUUGGUAGCUGUUGCAACGGCGGCAUCUCAUUUCCUCGAGCUGGAGACUAAACACAAUGUGAAAGUGGUUGGACAUAUAGCCUCAGGGUUUCCUAAGCCAACAGCGCCAACUUUCAACCGCUGGACAUGGCUGCUACCCGACGCAGUGGCAAUCGCCGUCGUACAGUUUGUGUCCGCAUUCUCUAUAGCCGAACUGUUCGGCCGAAAGCAACGCCUCAAGGCGGAUGCAAGCCAGGAAAUGCUAGCUUACGGCAUGAGCAGCGUCGUUGGCUCGUUCUUCCUGUGCAUACCCACAGGAUCGGCACUCGCCAGAUCAGUAGUUCUCAAGGACGUCGGUGCCAAGACCCAGGUGUCUGGCAUCGUCUCGUGCGUGUUCGUGGCCGUGACGCUGUCUGUGUUUGCACCAAUUUUUCGGCCACUGCCAGAGUGUGUCCUUGGAGUGGUAAUUAUUGUAGUCCUUCUUCCAAUGUUGGCCAAGCUGGGGCAUUUGCCAAAGUUCUGGGUCAUCAGCCGCUAUGAUUUUGCCCUCUGGUUGCUGAGCUUCCUGAGCGUGGUUUUGCUGGACGCCACUUACGGACUCUUGGUCGGGAUCCUCCUUGGUCUCCUGGUAAUCUUCCUGGAGUUAAACGGGCACAAGGGGUCUCGUCUUCAGCCUCGCAAGCCUGACGUCUUCGUGCCUUCGGAAUUGACGUCACGGGCAGAGGCUCUAAAGAUCUAUCGUUCUGGUGGUCCUUUCUGCUUCGCAACCCACCAUAACAUCAUCGCUGAUUUCGAGGAACUGUUCAAGGACAAGAAUCCUGUGCGAACGAAGUCCAAAAGGAAGCUCCACGACAUAGAAGCCGAUUGCGACGCAGUGACAACAAGGGCGGUAGUGAUGGAUUGUUCCGCCAUAAGUUUCUUUGAUUCUGCUGGUGUUGAGGCACUCGACCAGGUUUUGGACAUCUGUCAACAAAACAAGUGCGUCCUGUAUUUGGCUUCGCUACAAGAUUCAGCGCUGCGCACGAUCAAGUCACAAAAAGCCCUGUUUGAGAAAAUUGGAGACGAGCACAUCACUCCAACCAUUCAAGAUGCAGUGGCACUGGCUAAUUACGAGUUACCUCCAAGACUACUUGGUAUUCAGCUGCAAACGCAUCUUUAACCGUAGGCCACACUUCUGUCGAUU
Molecule: messenger RNA, 2061 nt
Organism: Dermacentor albipictus
Lineage: Eukaryota; Metazoa; Arthropoda; Arachnida; Ixodida; Ixodidae
Product: sulfate transporter-like
Biological process (GO): transmembrane transport
Cellular component (GO): plasma membrane
Molecular function (GO): bicarbonate transmembrane transporter activity; secondary active sulfate transmembrane transporter activity; oxalate transmembrane transporter activity
Source: RefSeq, a predicted model, not a curated record